This is a messenger RNA of Penicillium diatomitis, 2862 nucleotides long. RefSeq names its product putative DUF221 domain protein. Gene Ontology annotation, molecular function: calcium-activated cation channel activity. Gene Ontology annotation, cellular component: plasma membrane. The coding region runs from base 1 to 2862 and encodes 953 amino acids. Lineage: Eukaryota; Fungi; Ascomycota; Eurotiomycetes; Eurotiales; Aspergillaceae. The record is from RefSeq and is a predicted model, not a curated record. The transcript is spliced from 2 exons.
AUGGUUGUGCACCACGGUGAUAUAUGGCCGCGGGCCAGUGAGUCGGGCACUGAACAAUUCCUCUAUCUCAUUUCAAAUCCUUUCGUCUCUCAGUUCCAAACAAGCGCCAUUUGGGCGUCACUGGGUACUUCCGUCGGCUUAUCUUUCCUACUCGCGCUACUUUUCUCCCUCUUCCGACCUCGACACAACCUUGUGUAUGCGCCCAAGGUGAAGCAUGCCGACCAAAAGCAUGCCCCGCCCCCAGUGGGCAGAGGCUUCUUCUCAUGGGUGAAGCCCGUCAUCAAUACUCGAGAGCCCCAGCUGGUUGAGACGGUGGGCUUGGAUGCGGCGAUCUUCUUGCGCUUCACCAAGAUGUGUCGCAACAUCUUCAUCUUCUUCAGCAUCAUCGGCUGCUUGGUCUUGGUGCCCGUCAAUGUGUCCCAGAGCCAAGGCGAUUCCGCCGCGCAGUCUACCUUGACCAAGAUGACACCUCUCUACGUGACCAAUGUCCCGGCGAUCUGGAGUCAAGUCGCGUGUGCCUACUGUUUCGACGCCAUCCUUGCAUUCUUCUUGUGGAGGAACUACAAGGCCGUGAGAAAUCUCCGCCGACAAUACUUCCAGAGUUCCGAAUACCAGCGAAGCCUCCACGCCCGCACGUUGAUGGUCACGGAUAUCCCUGCGCCGGAUCGCAGCGAUGAAGGCAUCUUGCGCAUUACAGACGAGGUCAACCCUACCGCCACAUUACCGCGCGCUGCGAUCGGUCGCAACGUACGGGACCUCCCCAUGGUUAUCAAGGAACACGAGGAGAAUGUCCGAAAGCUGGAGUCCGUUCUCGCCAAGUACCUCAAGCGCCCCGGCAACUUGCCGGCCAAGCGACCGACCAUGCGUCCACCCAAGAGCCAGCGAGCCAAACAUCCCAACGGCAAAGUCGAUGCCAUUGACUACCUGACCGUGCGAAUUCGCGUUCUGGAAGAGGAGAUCAAGCAUGGAAGGGCCUCGAUUGACCGCCGAAACGCGAUGCCGUACGGAUUUGCCAGUUGGGAGAGCAUCGAACACGCCCACGCGGUCGCAUGGACGGCCCGCAAGAAGCACCCCAAGGGAACGACAAUCGCCCUUGCUCCUCGGCCCAGUGAUCUCAUCUGGGAGAAUCUGCAUCUCACCAAGCAAGCUCGCAAAUGGAAGCGAUUCCUCAACGUGAUCUGGGUCACCGCGCUGACCCUUGUGUGGAUCGUGCCUAACGCCCUGAUUGCGGUCUUCUUGUCCAACCUGAACAACUUGGGGUCAGUCUGGCCGCGCUUUCAAACCUCCCUCUCGGCGGACCCCAAGGUCUGGGCUGCUGUGCAGGGUAUCGCCUCGCCGGCAAUUACCUCGCUGGUCUACCUCGUGCUGCCGAUCAUUUUCCGACGAUUGUCUGUUCAAAGUGGUAGUCAUACCAAAACUUCUCGAGAGCGACACGUCUUGGGUCAACUUUAUGCAUUCUUUGUCUUCAACAACCUGGUGGUCUUUUCGCUCUUCUCUGCAGCCUGGACGUUUGUGUCGACCGUGAUCGACAAGACCAAGACUGACCAGGAAGAUGCCUGGCAGGCGAUCGUCGACAGUCAAUUCUACGCCAAAAUCAUGAGCGCAUUAUGCACAGUCUCGCCCUUCUGGGUGACGUACAUUCUGCAGCGCAAUCUGGGAGCCACGAUCGAUCUGGUACAAUUAAUCACUUUGGUCUGGGUCUGGUUUGCCAAAACGUUCCUCUCGCCGACGCCUCGACAGGCGAUCGAAUGGACUGCGCCGCCGCCAUUCGAUUAUGCGAGCUACUACAAUUACUUCCUUUUCUACGCCACAGUUGCUUUGUGUUUCGCGACUCUGCAGCCGAUCGUGCUUCCCGUGACCGCACUCUACUUUGGCGUCGACGCUAUACUUCGAAAAUACCUUUUGAUGUAUGUGUUUGUGACCAAAAACGAGUCGGUCGGGGCUUACUGGCGGCCCUUGUUUAACCGUCUCAUCUUUGCGAGUAUCCUUGCCAACUUCAUCGUUGGAAUUGUCGUCAAGGUUCGCGGAACUUGGACCAUGGUGUUUUGUCUCAUCCCGUUGCCCAUCCUGAUGCUGGCCUUCAAAGUCUACUGCAUGAGGACAUUUGAUGACGACAUUGCGUAUAUCAAUCGCGGCAAUCUCACGGACGCGGAGGCUGUUGGCACAUCCAAGAUCAGCAAAAAGGCUGGCGAUCGCCUCCGUUCCAAGUUUGGUCACCCAGCUCUGUACAAAGCUCUGAUGACUCCCAUGGUUCAUGCCAAGGCCGCCGAAGCCCUCAAGCAGAUAUACCAGGGUCGACUUGAGCACGGCGACAUGGAGAAUGAAUAUUCCGAUGUGGCCAUGAAUCCCAUGCUGCCUUCACAACCAGGCAAGGAAGCCGAAUCGGCUCCCUUCGAAGUCGUCCCGGAGUCCCACCUGGACUUCUCCUACUACAAGAAUCGAGCCGACUUCCGCGACGAGUUCGGCGGUGGCAUCUACGGUCGACCAGAAGAUUUGAUGACAGAGCGAUCCCAUACACCUCGUAGCAUGCUCGGUGGUGAAUGGUCCCCCUCGUCAUCUCGCGCUUCCUCACCGGUUCCCUCUCUACCUUCAUUACCAGGUCUCAGGGCACCAGAAGGACACCCAGACAGCGAUCAGUCCUUGAUCCAUCCCGCUUUCCGCGUCCCUCUAUCCCGGACAAAUACCGGCGCUGAGCCCUAUCCCCCCGAUGAGAUUGAAAGUCAUCUUCUCAGUCACGCACAGACGCCCGGACAAGCGGACAUCAAUCCCCUCGACCGCUGGCGGACCCGCGGGUACGGGCCAGUCCAUCAAGAAGACGAUCCAUAUCAAACUUCUUACGAGGCGUACCGGACAAGCAGGUAG